GACCUGGAAGGACAAUCAGAUCACCAGCAUUGCCGAAAAUGCUUUCGCAGACUUGCCUUUGCUCCAGUACUUAUCUCUGCGAAUCAACCAGCUCACCAGCAUUCCUGCGUUGACACACCUGACUGCGCUGGCACAAAUAACGCUGUCUCGGAACCAGAUCACCAGCAUUUCUUCCUCUGUAUUUACAGGCCUGAGCGCACUGACCAACUUAUAUCUUCAACAGAAUCAGAUCACCAGCAUUUCUGCAAACGCAUUCACAGGCCUGACUGCGCUGGGCAACCUAUACUUGUCCAACAACCUGAUCACCAGCAUUCCAGCCAACGCGUUCACAGGCCUGACUGCGCUGACUUCCGUGCCUUUGAACAACAAUGCAUACACCACGUUGCCGCCUGGUCUGUUCAAGGGCUUGCCAAACGGCUUGUCUUUGUCGCAGUCAAAUCUCUACCUGAGCCCCAACAACUUUACCUUUAAUGGCAACAUUGUCGCUCCGCCCAGCACAUACGGCAGUGCAUCCGUACCGUACCCCUGUGCCACCUGCUACGCCUCUGGGUCCGGUUCGUGUUGCGGAGCCAACUGUCUGACAUGUACUUCAUCCGAUCCCUGCACUCAGUGCUAUGACGGCUAUGUGAUGAUGAGCGGCUUCUGCCUUGCAUCUGCUGCGACCAACGCAUCAAUUGCGUCCAUCGCUUCAGUCGUGUCCACCCAAUCUGCCUCGGCCGCCUCGCUCGCAUCCAUCGCCUCUGGCUUGGCUUCUUCGGUCGCGUCGGCUGCGACACAAGCGUCCAUCGCCUCAGUCGCGUCCUCGCGAUCUGCCUCGGCUGCCUCGGCUGCCUCGGUUGCUUCCACUGGAUCUGCAUCGGUUGCGUCCGUCGCCUCGGUCGCAUCGGCGCAGUCUGCUUCGCUUGCCUCCGUUGUCACGGCUGCCUCAGCGGCUUCGGCCUCGAUUGCGUCUCUUGUUUCCGCUUCCUCGGCAUCAUUUGCUUCCGUCGCAGCGGCGUCUUCAGCGUCAAUUGCAUCGCAAGCAUCCGCGUCAGCCGCCAGCGCCUCGUCUGUUUGGCAGACAUCUGCGGCAUCUGCGGCGUCCAACGCUCCCGCCAAACCAAAUGAUGCUUCAUCCUCUUUGCCGAUUAUUCUUGGAGUCAUUUUUGGCGUGCUGGCUCUCCUACUGCUGGUUGCGCUGGUUGUGGCCCUUCGGCGUCGUCGCUCGUCAACUGCGUUGGCAACCACCAGCUCGGCCACCAAGCUUCGCGAGAGUGCGGAGCCGACUUCCAAGUCUGCUGGUGCUGCGGCAAACGUUGCGAACCCCACCUAUGAAACCUUGUCUGCGACUGGCGACCACGCCUUGUACGAGCCUGUUGGAUCAACGCCCCAGGCCUCUGUGGGUUUGUCGGACGUGCAGUAUGCCGAAACGUCCGUGCCCAACGCCUCGUCAGUUCGUGUCCCGCCCGCAUCUUCCCCGACUACUUACGCGACCAUCGAUGUCGCAUCUUCCACGCAGCCCGGGCAUGUCGAUUCCGCGUAA
This is a messenger RNA of Capsaspora owczarzaki ATCC 30864, 1522 nucleotides long. RefSeq lists its product as hypothetical. The record is from RefSeq and is a predicted model, not a curated record. Gene Ontology annotation, molecular function: protein binding. The annotation marks the transcript as partial. The transcript has 7 exons. Lineage: Eukaryota; Filasterea; Ministeriida; Capsasporidae.